Molecule: messenger RNA, 693 nt
Organism: Cornus florida
Lineage: Eukaryota; Viridiplantae; Streptophyta; Magnoliopsida; Cornales; Cornaceae
Exons: 1
Coding region: 1-693 (230 amino acids)
Source: RefSeq, a predicted model, not a curated record
AUGCCAACUAUAUCUAGGAUUCAUACAUUUGAACGUAGGCUUAUUAUAAUAAAAAAAUGGGAUAAGAAUGUCAAUUUAUCGAAGGAAGUUUUAGACUUGGUUCUGGUUUGGCUUCGCAUACAUAAUCUUCCUAUUCAUUGUCAUAAUGGUGAUUCGGUGUCCAAGGUCUAUUUUAACUUCUCAAAACUGAUUUACCUGGAUGAUCUUGAACUACAUCAAGACAAGGGUGAUUUUGUACGGGUCAUGGUUGAAGUGGAGAUCAAAGAGGAGUUACCGGAAUCUAUGGUGGUAGAUAUUCAUGGUUUCAACUAUGAUAUCGACUUAGAAUAUGAAUGGAAACCAACACUUUGUGAUCUUUGCCAAAAAAUUGAUCAUUUGGCAUAUAGAUGUCCAUUAAAAGUUUUACAAGCGAAACCUAAGAAAGGUGUGGAUAAAUGGGUGGUGAAGAACAAAGGUAAGACCAUUACAGUUGAUGAAGUAUUUGAGGAAAUGCCAAUAAGAACACAGGUCUUUGUGGUUCAUGUACCUGCUCAGGAAAUGAUUCAGGUAUCAAAUACAUUUGCUGCGUUAGAAGAGAAGGAAGAUAGGGCUAUUGAGGAACCUACUGUCGAGGAUUGUCCAACUGGUGUACAAGUGAUGAAUCUUGUGGGGGUGCAACUAAAUGGUUUAGUAACUGAAGAAAUUUUACUUUAG